AUGAAACAUUUCUGUUGGAUUAUUAGCAUGCCGCCCAACAAAGUGAAGCCAUCGCUGAUACAGCGCCAACAUAUUGGCUUAAAUCCAUUCUUGCGCCACACACCUAUAAGUAACCCGAUAUUCAGGGAUAUGCAAAUAACAUUAUGUGUUUUGAAGGCAACAGGUCUGUUACCGAUCUACGAAGAAGUUUCUAAAUAUGAAGUUGGACCACCUACAAAGCCAAAUAUUUUUUAUUCAUUUUUCAUACGAGGAAUUGUACAAGCACUCACUCUGUUCAACCUCUAUAACCUGCUAACGCCUGGAUCGGCUCAACUAUUUUACUCAUACAGUGAUACAGAUAAUGUGAACAAAUGGAUAGAAUUUUUAUUGUGUAUGUUAGCUCAUUCGGCGACUGUUACAAUUUGUGGUAGAAAUUCAAAAUUAUUUUUAAAAAUCAUAAAUGAAAUAUUGAAAGUGGAUGAAGACGUUUUUGAUCGAUUCGGAACAACUCUGGAAAACAAAUGUGGCUUCUCACUGAAGUACAUUGUGGGCAUAUGUGUUUGUCAAUGGUAUUUAAUGAUACUCCGUGUUCUAGCUGUUAAAGAUACUCUUAACGUUAACUCAUAUGUAUUUAUUUUUAUCUAUGCCAUACAAAAUGGCAUGGCCACUAUUUUCAUUGUUUUUACGGCGGCUUUAUUAAGAAUACUAAAGAUGCGUUUCGGUCACAUAAAUGUAACACUCAAAGGUUAUACGUAUAGCCAUCACCGUAAGCUACGACGUUUCGUUGGACGAGAUAGAGAUAUAGUUACAAUGGAUACUUUCCCCGAUGAUUCUUUAUUUAUAUAUCGUAUGCACAACAAGUUGCUAAGGAUCUAUCGUUCAAUUAAUGAUUGCUGCAGCUUGAUUUUGGUGGCAUAUAUGGGUUAUGCUUUCUACACUAUUACCACUACUACCUAUAAUCUAUUUGUUCAAAUAACAACACAGCGUUUAUCAUUUAAUGUGUUACAAACGUGCUUUGUGUGGCUAGCAAUGCAUACAUGUGUCUUGGCACUAUUAUCGAAAAGUUGUGGCCAAGCUACAGAUGAGGCUAAUGGAACUUCGCAAGUUUUGGCUCGUGUCCAUGGCGUAACUAAAGAACAUCAAAAUAUAGUGGACAAGUUUUUAACAAAAAGUAUUAAGCAAGAGGUACAAUUUACUGCUUACGGAUUUUUCGUGAUUGAUAACUCCACACUUUUCAAAAUUUUUUCAGCUGUGACAACUUACUUGGUUAUUUUGAUUCAGUUCAAACAACUGGAAGAUUCAAAAAUGGAUGAUGAUUCGAGUUAAAUUGAUAGUAAAAACAAGUGAUACAUUUUCACUAUUACCAAAUUAUUAAAAAUU
Zeugodacus cucurbitae (melon fly) is the source of this 1359-nucleotide messenger RNA. RefSeq names its product gustatory and pheromone receptor 32a (gene Gr32a). The transcript is spliced from 4 exons. Lineage: Eukaryota; Metazoa; Arthropoda; Insecta; Diptera; Tephritidae. Gene Ontology annotation, cellular component: dendrite; membrane; axon. Bases 1 to 1305 code for a protein of 434 amino acids. Gene Ontology annotation, biological process: sensory perception of taste. The record is from RefSeq and is a predicted model, not a curated record.